GCCCAGAAGAUAGAGAGGAAGUCAGGACAAAGCCGGAAGAGAUCAUUAAAACACCAGUGUUUAACGAAACCUAAAUAAAUCCGUCAAACAUGAAUGAGGAGAAAUAUCCGCGAUCGUCGAUUGAAGAUGAUUUCAAUUAUGGCACGAACGUCGCAAGCGCGAGCGUCCACAUCCGGAUGGAUUUUCUUCGCAAGGUGUACACCAUCCUAUCGCUGCAGAUUAUUAUGACAACUGUCGUGUCUGGUGUGUUUAUGCUCUGUGACCCCAUCAAAAGCUUUGUGCACUCAAGUCCCGCUCUGGUGCUGAUAUCUGCUGUUGGGUCUCUUAUCCUGCUCCUUGCCCUCGCUGUGUACCGACACCAGCACCCUAUCAAUCUUUUUUUGCUGUUUGGAUUUACACUGCUGGAGUCAUUGUCUGUGGCAACGGCAGUGACGUUUUAUGACUACACCGUAGUGCUCCAGGCCUUCGUGCUCACCUCCGCUGUGUUCCUGGGCCUCACUGCCUACACCUUCCAGUCCAAACGGGACUUCAGCAAACUCGGAGCCAGUCUGUUCGCUGGCCUGUGGAUUCUGAUCAUUGCGAGCUUUCUGAGGAUCUUCAUCUACAACGACACUGUGGAGCUGGUUUUCGCUGGAGCCGGAGCGCUGCUCUUCUGUGGGUUUAUCAUUUUUGAUACGCACCUGCUGAUGCACAAGCUGUCACCAGAGGAACAUGUCCUGGCGUCCAUCAAUCUGUACCUGGACAUAGUCAACCUCUUCCUGUAUAUCCUGCGCAUUCUUGAUUCCCUGAAGAAACACUGAAUGCUUUGAUGUUCUUCAGUUUCAGUGAUGAAUUAUGGGUACGUUAAUGCUGUGAGUGGAUUCGAAAUAACAAAAAUAAUAUUUCAUAGUCUUUAAGUACUGUAUAUCCGGCCCCAAAUAAAUAUAUUUGCACGAUUAUAAUUCAUUACCGAGAAGUAAUUAUAGCAUUAUACACCAAAUCAUUUAAAUGGAUUUAAGUCUUACAGAGCACACAUUCAUUUUUCUGUUUAGACAGUGAAAGGGAUUUGAUUUUGUGAAAAAAAAUUUAGUACACUUUUUUUUGCACAGCAUGUUUAAAAAUGAUACUUCUCUUAUGGAGUAGUUUCAUCAUGUUUCCAAACAUUGUACAUUUGUCUCGCUUUAAUACUUAUAGAUUGCACAUAUUUGAAUGCUAUAUCAAGUUAUGAUAGUACAAAACACUUUGAUGUGUUCAAUUGUGAUUGAUAGUUACUACUUUAUGAAUUAUGUUGUGUAAAGUGAAGUGUACCUCAUUUAGUGGUAGUUCCUGUACAGUUGGUGUAAGUAAAUUACUGCUAAUGGUUUGGGAACAAGCUAAAAUCAAGUCUCCACGUUUUUCUUCAUUUUGGUGGAUGUAUGGGAUGUUCAGAUUUAACUUGAUAAUUUAUAAACGUAAGCAUUUAACUUCCUAACUAAAAAGGAGUGAAUCAACAUUAACAUUCCAGAAGCUAUUACAUUUAAACAAUUUAUUUCCUUGUGAACAUUAAAAGCUAACAUCAUUACAAUGUUUAUUUACAGCAAUCACUGCCGUUCAUUAAAACAUAUUAAAAGUCGGUUAUAUUAAAUUAAAGGUUUUGAAACAGCAUGCGACCCAUUUUAAAAACAUCAAAAUGGCAGUCAGCUCAUUGAAAUAAAUGACAAAUAGGGAUUAAACCGUUAAAAACACAACAUUCAGGUUUUUUAAAGGAAGCUUCUAGAAGCCUAUAUAUUAUUUAUUAACCCAAUUCCAAGUGCAAUAUUUAUCAACCUAAAAAAUCUGAUGUAAUAUAAUUUACCUUUUUGUACAGUACUUAAUAAAAAUGAAAAGGAAUGUGUUUUGA
Messenger RNA from Triplophysa dalaica, 1858 nucleotides. It is a transcript of the gene tmbim4, whose product is annotated as transmembrane BAX inhibitor motif containing 4. The transcript has 7 exons. NCBI's taxonomy places the organism in Eukaryota, Metazoa, Chordata, Actinopteri, Cypriniformes, Nemacheilidae. Gene Ontology annotation, biological process: negative regulation of apoptotic process. Bases 90 to 800 code for a protein of 236 amino acids. Gene Ontology annotation, cellular component: membrane. The record is from RefSeq and is a predicted model, not a curated record.